GACAGGAGGACGGAGAGGGAGAGAGAGAGAGCGCGAGAGAGAGCAAUGGGGGGAGAGAAAAAAUAUGAAUAGACAGGCAAACGAGGAGAGCAAGAGCAAAGGCUUGAGUGAGACUGGGGAGAAGAGGGAGAGGGGAGAGGAACAGGGAGAGGAGGAGCGAGAGAGCAAGAAAUAGGGAGAGAGAAAGAAAAAGAGGGAGAGAGUGGAUUAGUUAAUGCACAAAAACACUGCAUCAAACCAAUGCACUGCUCCGAGCGGGAUGCGUCAGCAGUACAUUCACGUUUCCCACUCAAGGACAAAAGAGAAAGAGAGAGAGCAACAGAGUGAACAAGCGAAUGAAAGAGAGAGUGAGUAAACGAGAGAAAGAGCAGCCUUGCACCACACUGGCAACAGAAAAACGUGCCGGAAUAACCUGAGCAGCAGGAUUAACACCGGGGCUGCAGGGGUUAAAAUCGUGUUGCCGUGGGGACACGCUGCCGUUUUCUCCAGUUCACCUGGGAAGCGCUUUAUUCUCCUCUAAACCAGGGAGCCAAAGAGAGAAACAAGAGAGAGAGAAAGAGGACAGUGGAAGCUAACACGGUUGAGAGGCUUCGUGCUGGCAUACACAAAGGACUGAGUGCUUUGAGCUUGGCCACUACCUCAGGACACUGCAGGGGCUGAGAAGAGCGAGAGAGGGGGAGAGAGAGAGAAAGAGAUACACAUCCCCGCUCUCGCUCAUCUGCUGCUACAGCGGAUCUGUUUUCCUCAUCGACGCUGCUGUAACAUCCUGUGCCCCGCUCGGCUCUCUUGCUUCACUCUCCUAUUCUGCCGCGCGGUGAAGAAAAAAAGAGAUUGAAAACAGGAGCGAGAAAGAGACAGAGGGAGAUGGCGCUUUAGCCUCUUUUUGCUGUGCUGAUAUUGCUGCUGAAUCUACUCUACGCCCCCCCCCCCCCCCCCCCCCCCCUACCUCUCUCAACCCUGCUACAAACCCCCACCCACCCUCGGAAGAAAUUGACGGAUUAUUGGGAAGUGCGCGGGAGGCAGGCUGCAGCUGCUGUGUGUGUGUGUGUGUGUGUGUGUGUGUGUGAGCGCCGCUGCUGGCGAGCUGUGUUUGCGUGCUGCUGUGCUGGAGCGCAGAGCUAGUUAAGAGGAGAAAUAAGCUAAUGACCGCAGUGUGUGUCGCGUAGCCUUUUCAACCCUGCCGAGCGCUACAGAAAUCAAGUGGACACGACGCGACACACAGAGAGAGAGAGAGAGAGAGGGUGGACUUACUGACCACCAAAAAAAUAGAAAGAGCCAAGAAAAGGAAAGGGGUCCUGUUUCCCCACCACCUCAAAGAAAAUUUGAAAGGACUGUGGAAUUUUUCUUCCUCCUUAACCCCCCCUCCCUACCCUGAGACCCCCACCCAUUUUCUGCCUUGGGUUUUCAGAGUGCGGAGUGUGUGUGUCGGUGAGCACGCGUUUGUGCUAUGGAGACUUGGAGAAGGCGUUCGGCGGAGGCAUCGAGAGGCGGUUUCCAAGGACAAGCGGGAGAAGAGCAGCCGAGGGCGAGCGAGCGUUAGGAGCCUGACUGGAUUCCUACCCAUCUAAAACACAAGCUUCGGAUGGGCCUUCACAUCUUUUCCUUCUUCGGAUGAUGUUCGCUUGUGUGGAAUUAUAAAAAGGGGCCAUUUUGGCAAAGAAUCUUCACUUCAUUUGCUUCUAACAGAGCAGAAAGAAAAGUCUUUAUUUCUCUGCUCCUUGGAUAUAUACCCGAUUUAAACACUCUGUGAUUGACAAAAAAAGAGAAAACAAUCUCAUAAGGACCUGUAAAAAAAACCUUGAGGUAGGUGUCUAGCGUUUCCAACCCUAUUUCAAUCAUCUCCAUCUCCUAUUCUAUUAUUUUUUCUCUUUCUCUGAAACAUUUAAGAGCAGUUGUCCUCCCCCCUCCAGUAGUGUCCAUGGAAAAGAGAGCCAGAGUUUUGCUUAAUCCGGGGUAGGGCCAGCCCUCUCCUGGUUACUCAAGAACCAACCCCCCCUCCCUCCCCUCUUUAUACCUCACCCCCCCCUCCCACUUUCGACCACCAACCCAUUCAACCAACCGAUCUCCCCCCAACCGCACCUCCGGCCCUCUCCCCCCCCCCGGACGAUGCUGAAUUAUGAGCGUGCCACAUCAUGAGUCUCCUGGGGCGGGUAGCUGUGCGUCGAGCCACCCUGCUCUGUGUUGUGUUCCUGAUGGCGCGAGCGUGGAGCAGCACCUCUCUGGCUAUGGCGGGGGCGGCAGCGCCAGGCCCUCAGGGCUGCCCACCGCAGUGCUCGUGUAGUAGCCAGCUGAGCAAGGUGGUGUGCACCCGGCGCGGCCUCACUCGCGUGCCCCCGGGCAUCCCCGCCAACACGCGCCACCUCAACCUGAUGGAGAAUGCAAUUGGAGAGGUGCAGGCCGACACCUUCCGACACCUGCACCACCUUGAGGUUCUGCAGCUGGGCCGCAACGCCAUCCGGCAGAUCGAGGUGGGCGCCUUCAAUGGCCUCACCAGCCUAAACACGCUGGAGCUAUUUGACAACCGGCUAACUGGGGUGCCCAGUGGUGCCUUUGAGUACCUGUCCAAGCUCAGGGAAUUAUGGCUGAGGAAUAACCCCAUCGAGAGCAUCCCUUCGUAUGCCUUCAACCGAGUGCCCUCGCUCAUGCGUUUGGACCUGGGCGAGCUACGCAAGCUGGAUUUCAUCUCCGAUGGCGCCUUUGAGGGCCUGCACAACCUCAAGUACCUCAACCUGGGCAUGUGCAACAUCCGGGGGGAGAUGCCCAAUCUGAGCCCCCUGCUGGGCCUGGAGGAACUGGAGAUCUCGGAGAACCUCUUCUCCGAAAUCAAGCCAGGCUCCUUCCGGGGCCUGCGCUCACUCAAGAAGCUGUGGGUGAUGAAUUCGCAGAUUGGGGUGAUCGAGCGCAACGCCUUUGACGACCUGAGCUCGCUGGUGGAGCUCAACCUAGCCCACAACAACCUGAGCGCCCUGCCGCACGACCUGUUCUCCCCCCUCAGGUACCUAGUGGAGCUGCACCUCCACCACAACCCCUGGAACUGUGGCUGUGAAGCCCUGUGGCUGGCACGCUGGCUGCGAGAGUACAUCCCUACCAAUUCCACCUGCUGUGGCCGAUGCCACGCGCCGGCCCACAUGCGGGGCCGCCAGCUGGUGGAGGUGGACCGGGGGGAGACCGGCGUGCUCCAGUGCUCUGCCCCCUUCAUAGGCGAUGCGCCAAGAGACUUAAACAUUUCGGCAGAGCGCGUAGCGGAGCUCCGUUGCCGGACUGCGCCAAUGUCCUCGGUUCGGUGGCUGCUGCCCAAUGGGACUGUCCUGACGCACGCCUCGGCCCACCAGCGGAUCGCCGUGCUCAACGAUGGCACACUCAACUUCUCCAACGUGCUGGCGGCUGACACAGGCACCUACACCUGCAUGGUGUCCAACGCGGCCGGCAACUCAAACGCCUCGGCCUACCUCAACGUGAGUGCGGCUGAACUCAACACGUCCAACCUCAGCUACUUCACCACGGUGACCGUGGAAGUGCCAGGACCCACGACGGAGAUGCCAAAGCCCAAGACCACAACGAGCGCUCCUAACACUGGUAGGGGGGCUGGAGGAGAAGCAGGGGGAGGUGCGGUGGGCGCUGGCACAACCACCACCGCCUCGCCCUCCCUCUUUCAGCCUGUCUUCAUCUCUACUCCCACCGUUCUGCUCCAGAACACCGAGGGCCAGCCAGGCGCCCGACCGUCCGCCGUUCCUGCCUCCAAGUCUGCCACGGUCAAGCCACCCGACACAGUCCCCAGCCUGGACGAGAUGAUGAAAACCACCAAGAUCAUCAUCGGCUGCUUCGUAGCCGUCACGCUGCUGGCCGCCGUCAUGCUCAUCGCCUUCUACAAGCUGAGGAAGCGCCACCAGCAGCGGAGCACGGUGGCAGCCACCCGUACGGUAGAAAUCAUCCAGGUGGACGAGGAGGACCUGCCGCCGCCUGCUUCUGCUGCCAACCAGAUCCGAGACCACAACAGCAUCCAAAAACUGGAUUAUAUCAGCCACAAAACAGACUAUGGCUUCCCCAAACCCAAAGCAGACUACAAGGGGGACUACACAAUCCACAUGCCCAAACCAGACUACAUUAUACACAAGCCCAAGGCUGAGUACACCACCUAUAAACCAACCGUGGACUACACUACCCACAAAUCUACAGUGGAAUAUAGCACCCACAAAUCUACACCAGAUUUUAGCCUUCAUAGACCAAAGGCUGACUAUAGCCCAUUCAGACCUGAAUAUAGCACUCACAAGCAGCCUAAAGCGGACUAUAGCCCCUUCAAACCUGACUACAGUACUCACCCGAGAACACCUAAAGCAGAUUAUAGCCCAUUCAAACCGGAUUAUAGCAGUAGUACUCACCCAAGAACACCUAAAGCAGAUUAUAGCCCAUUCAAACCGGAUUAUAGCAGUAGUACUCACCCGAGAACACCUAAAGCAGAUUAUAGCCCCUUCAAACCGGAUUAUGGCACUCAUCCAAAACCCAAACCGGACCAUAGCCCAUUCAAACCUGACUACAGCACUCACCCACGACCUAAACCAGACUACAGUCCUUACAAACCCGACUACAGCACUCAGUCCAAAUCCAAACCGGAGUACAGUACACACAAAUCCAAACCCGACAACAGUCAAUACAAAGCCAAAUCAGAACACACCCCCAAGGGCACGCCGGACUACAUCGUCUUCAAAUCAGACUACAACAGCCCCCACAAACAGGAUUAUGGCAACCUGAAACCCAAAAUGGAUUCCAGUCCCCACAAAGCAGACCAUCACAAGGUGGACUACCGCACCCUCAAGCCCAAAUACAACACGUACAAGCCAGCAGGACAUGGGGCUAAAUGGACAGAGAACAACAUUGGGAACUCUCUCCCUCGAACCUUGCCCAGCGCCAUCACAAACCUCCCUGAGCCCUUUGUCAUAAAAACUCACACCAAGGAGAAGGUUCAGGAGACUCAGAUUUAAAGCCCCCCCCCCCCCCCAGGCAAGUCCCAAUCCCCAUAGCCACCCCUCUCUUCUCACAACUACAUGCAAUAGAAUGCACAACGGGGGAAAAGACAGGAACUUUCUUUUCUUGUACAGAGUGCAAAACUUAAAAAGACUGAACAUUUCUUGUUGUACAUGCUUAUAAAUACAUCUAUAUAUGAAACUAUUGAAAGUACCAUGGACUGGUGAUAGAGAAGCAUAUUAUAUUAAUUAAAAAUAAAUACAUUGAAACUAUUUUCUAACUUGUAACUUCUAUUUAAAAAGACGAGUUGUUUAACAUACUAUCUUGACUUUGAGAAAUGAGGGUAGACUUGUUAAAAUAAAAAGAGUCUGUGUGAUUUUUAAAAAACAAUGCUACAGAGAAUGCAGUGAAAAGAGAAAAAAACAUUUAUACUGAGAAGACUUUCUUUAAGAAAACAAAAAGGUCCGUGUUUGAUCUUUACAGGUUUAUCUUGUAAAAGCACCAUGAAUUUGUAUUGUGCCAAAUGUUACAAAUGCAAUAAAAAUGAUUUUUGGAGAGAGAAAAAGAAAAACAGAGAGAGAUGACGUUUUGUUCUCCUGGCGUACUGUAGCGAACAGCCAAACGCUUCAGACACUGCAGUAAGACUCUGCAGCUAUACUUUAACCCUGCGUGUGCUGGGUGACUCACACAGAAUCAAUCACAGCACAGAAGUGCCUGCUGCUGUUUUUAAUAACACUUGAUAUGCCUGUGUGUCGAGGCAGGUGGGGGGAAGCUAUGUUUAGUACGCAUAACAUUAGUCAAUGACAUGGUACUUAAUCAAGGUGUGGCCCAUUUCAAAGCGGGUACUAGAUUUGUCCGGUUUUCAUUAAGUUCUCCAAAUGCAUGGAACCCACGAGAAAAGCUUUUAAAGGGCCUCUAUUUACACAGGGGUAUUUGAAGUGCUCCCCAGUGAUAUGUAUGAGACUACACUGCUGUCAUGUCAAUGAAUGAUUGCAUGUGUGUAAAGAUAUGAAGAUGUAGGGUGUGAUAUGGUGUGCUAAUUUGAGGGGGUUGUUUUCUAUGUGCUUGACUUCGAGUGGUCAGAGAGGUGUUUUUCACGACCAGACUUGUGGAUGUACGAGACAGACCCUGGUGAUGUCAGCACACACACUUUCCUCUUGGCCCCCAAAACAUCUCCUCAUUUCUCUUUUCAUUGCAUUCCCCAGCUGUUGUGGCUUCAUCAGUCAGCGACGGUUUUAUGAGGACAAAUGCUGUGGGUCUCGCAGUUAACUGUGCAUUCUUCAUCUUCAACAAUCUCCCUCUCUAUCUUAACAUAGCCGUAACCUAGCUCCCCCUAGCCCUAACCUGGA
Oncorhynchus kisutch (coho salmon) is the source of this 6311-nucleotide messenger RNA. Its product is annotated as leucine-rich repeat-containing protein 4-like. The record is from RefSeq and is a predicted model, not a curated record. Gene Ontology annotation, cellular component: plasma membrane; glutamatergic synapse; postsynaptic density membrane. The coding region runs from base 2133 to 4979 and encodes 948 amino acids. Gene Ontology annotation, biological process: excitatory synapse assembly; postsynaptic density protein 95 clustering; modulation of chemical synaptic transmission. Gene Ontology annotation, molecular function: protein binding. NCBI's taxonomy places the organism in Eukaryota, Metazoa, Chordata, Actinopteri, Salmoniformes, Salmonidae. The transcript has 2 exons.